Molecule: messenger RNA, 1833 nt
Organism: Peronospora matthiolae
Lineage: Eukaryota; Oomycota; Peronosporomycetes; Peronosporales; Peronosporaceae
Source: the annotation of a GenBank genome assembly
AUGGACCGACCAAGUGACGAUGAUGAAGAUGCGGAGUUGGACCUCGACCUCCUGGCGAUCAACGAGGACGACGUGCGUCAAACCGUCUACAAUCAGACUGGCAAGCGCAAGAGUGAAGCAAGACCCGGCAUGUCACGGUCAGCUCGCCCUCGAACUGGGUUGGAACAAGCAAGUGCGCCGGAACACGUCUCCAACCGUCACCAGAAACGACGAUCAAGUGCUCCAGAAACGAUGUCUGAUGACGAAGAAGAUGCAAGCGUGUACGAUCAAGAUGACGACUUGACGCCUCCAACAUUUUGGCGUGCAAGUGCAAACGCAGUGGAAGCAACGGACCUAGCAGAACCUGUGACUUUUCAAGACGCGAUCAAUGGUCCUGAUCAAACUCACUGGCGAAAUGCUGUGAAGGCGGAACUCAAGUCGAUGCAUCUUCGUGGAGUUUUCCGUGCGGCAAAACUGCCAAGAGGCCAAGGCGCGAUCGGCACCAAGUGGGUGUUCAAGAUCAAGCGCAAAGCGGAUGGAUCGGUCGAGAAAUACAAGGCGCGUCUCGUUGCCAAGGGCUUCAAGCAGAAGUACGGCAUCGACUACACAGAGACGUUCUCGCCCGUGGUCAAGUACGUGACACUGCGUAUGGUGAUCGCGAUCACCAAGUAUUUCGACUGGCCACUGGACCAACUCGAUGUGGUGACAGCCUUUCUCUACGGAGUGAUGAAGGAGAAGGUGUACUGCGUGAUACCAGAAGGCGUCGAGAUGGAUGGCGACUUCGACUGUCUCGAGUUGGUGAAGGCGAUCUACGGUCUCAAGCAAGCUUCACGUGUGUGGAACGAGACUUUCGACGAGUUCGUAUGCUUUAUCGGUUUCGAAGCGUCGGCGUUCGACCCAUGUCUCUACAUCAAGGUUGUCGACGGUCACUGUGUGCUCGUGCUGGUCUACGUGGAUGACGUGUUGGUAACCGGCAGCUCGCUCGAGUUGAUUGCGCAGACGAAGGCCGACCUCAAGACGCGUUUCGAGAUGACCGACAGUGGCAAGUGUACUUUUGUACUGGGCAUCGAACUGGUGGACGAAUCGGAUGGCAGCGUGACAAUGUGCCAGCGACGGUAUGUCAACGACAUCCUCAAGCGCUUCGGCAUGGAUGAGUGCAAGGCCACAGCAAGUCCGGUCGACUUGAGCACUCGGCUUGUCGCAAGCACCGAAGCGGCCAAGAUCGACGUUCCGUUUCGUGAAGCUGUGGGAGCUUUGAUGCACUUGACGACUGCGACGCGCCCGGACAUUGCGUAUGCUGUGGGGUACGUCUCGCGCUUCAUGGAGAAUCCGCAGCAAGAACAUUGGACGGCGGUGAAGCGCAUCUUUCGUUACUUGCAAGGGACCAAGUCGCACGGAAUCCGCUUCCAGCCAAGCGACAAGAUCGACUUUCGUGGCUACUCGGACGCGGACUGGGCCGGCGACCACGCUGAUCGCAAGUCGACUUCGGGUUACACUUUCAUGCUGAUGGGUGCUCCUGUGAGUUGGGGAAGCAAGAAGCAGUCAAGAAGGCAAGUGGGUGCAUCGCCUGCUAUGCGAGAUUUUGGCGGCCGCAACGAACCAGGACCGGACCUCGUCAUCCGUGAAGACAACCAGUCCUGCAUCAAGAUGACAAAGAAUCCGGUGAAUCAUGGCCACGCCAAGCACAUCGACAUCAAGUACCAUCACAUCCGUGAUGAGGUCAAGCGCGGGGAAGUGCAGCUCGAGUAUUGCGAGACUUCCGUGAUGAUGGCGGACAUCAUGACCAAGGGACUUUCGGGACCUCGUCACAAGGACUUGACGACGGCUCUCGGCAUUCGUGCGAGUUCGGAUUGA